This is a messenger RNA of Prorocentrum cordatum, 685 nucleotides long. The record is from the annotation of a GenBank genome assembly. Lineage: Eukaryota; Dinophyceae; Prorocentrales; Prorocentraceae.
GCGCGGCUUGAGACCUGCGCGCGGCGCGUCGUCGAGGGAGAGGCCUGGCUGGCCGACGCCAAGGCUGCUGAGGACGCGGCGGCAGAGGCGGCACACCAGGCCCAACGCGACUGGGAGGAGGCUUGCGCCAAGCAGCUCCCGACGCCAUCGACGCCGCGGUCGGAGACGGCAUCCGCUGCUACGGCUAUCAACCUUUCGACGCUCGUCGACGAGGGCUCGCUGCGCUUCGUCGACGGCCCCCUCUUCGACCUGGAGGGCCUCGAGAUCGACGAGACGGAGCGCUCCGACUGGGCUCGCAUCAAGGGUGAGCUCGCCACCAGCGCGCAGGCCAAAGUCCAGGAGGCCUUGGGCCCCGCCGCUCAGCAGAUCCUCAAGCUGCGGGAGGAGGCCCAAGCUCUCCACGCCAGGCUCCAGGCCAAGAGGCCCUUCGAGCCGCUGCCAGAGCCAAGGCCAGUGCAGCUCUUGACGAGAAGAAGCGUGACACGCAAGAUGUUUAGCACCUGCGAUUGCACGGCUGCGGUCACAUAUGACGGCUCGCCUUUCCCGUUCUACGGGGACAUCUUCCUCUCGAAGGAUGACGAGCUCGCCUUCUUCCCCGACCUGGAGGCGCACCGCGACUAUCUCAACGGCCUCCGUGACAUCGACUACGACGAUUGGCAGGAGGAGUUGGCUCGCAACGCCCUGA